AUGACUAAUACUAAAAUUCCUACAAUUCAUAUAUUAGGGCUUGGUGCUAUGGGCACUGUAUUUUCCAUUGAUUUAGCUAGAUACACUAAUUCCAAAAUCAUUCCAUUAUUUAGGAAUAAAUCACGUCUAUUACAAUUUCAAAAUGAAAAUAAUAAUCAAAGCCAGUUGAAAAUACGUAAAAUUUAUUUACCUGAAUCACCAAUAAUUAGUGCUAAAUUCAAUGAUGGUCAAUGUCCCGAGACCUUUUCCAAACAGUUUAUUAAUAAUCUUGUCAUCACCACAAAGACUUACCAAACAAAGGAAGCAUUAGAACCUUAUUUACCGUAUAUUAAUUCCAAGACAAAUCUUAUUUUAAUUCAAAAUGGGUUUGGUGUACUUGAUGUUUUAAGAGAUGAAGUUUUCAAUAAUGUCAAAGUUACGGAUAGACCAACAGUUUUCCAAGGUGUAAUUUCUCAUGGGGUAUUCCAAGAUUCAAAAGAUCCAUAUCUUUUCAUUCAUGCUGGGCAUGUUGGGAUGAAAGUGGCUAAAUUACCAUGGGAGAUUAAUGAUGAAAUUUUCCAAAAUGAAACUCAAAUUAAUACAAUUAAAUCCAAUAAUGAAAUGAUUGAAUUAUUUACUAGUGAACCGUUUGCCAAAGAAUUUGGAUUAGAAUUUUUAACUUAUCAGGAAAUGCUAUUGGGACAAAUUUCUAAAUUUUUAGUUAAUUGCUGUAUUAAUCCGAUAACAUCGAUUGUUAAUGGUAAAAAUGGUGAAAUUGGAAAUGGUUGCUCUGAUAUUUUUAAAUUAAUUGUUAUUGAAUCUUUAAAAGUUUUAGAAUUAGAAUAUAAAGAAUUAUUUGAAUAUGAAUCAAAAUAUAACGAUAAAAUCGGUUAUCCUAAAUUAUCAGUUAAUAAAUCCUUUGAAAUCGAACCAUUAGUAGAAAGUAUUAUUAAUACUGGUUGUAGAUUAAAUGGUGAAAAUAGUAGUUCAAUGAGACAAGAUACUUUAUAUUUAAGAGAUAUUGAAAUUGAUUAUAUUAAUGGAUAUAUUAUAAAAUUAGUGCAAAAGCAUCAAUUGAGUGAAGAUUAUUGUAAAAUUAAUGAAAGUAUCUGUGCCUUGGCUAAAUUAAGAUUAAUAAUGAAUAGAGAAAGAGCAGCCAAAGGAAUUGACGUUAAACAAACUCUUUAA
Molecule: messenger RNA, 1167 nt
Organism: Henningerozyma blattae CBS 6284
Lineage: Eukaryota; Fungi; Ascomycota; Saccharomycetes; Saccharomycetales; Saccharomycetaceae
Gene: PAN5
Product: 2-dehydropantoate 2-reductase PAN5
Exons: 1
Coding region: 1-1167 (388 amino acids)
Biological process (GO): pantothenate biosynthetic process
Cellular component (GO): cytoplasm; mitochondrion
Molecular function (GO): NADP binding; 2-dehydropantoate 2-reductase activity
Source: RefSeq, a predicted model, not a curated record